Eutrema salsugineum is the source of this 2449-nucleotide messenger RNA. Its product is annotated as probable methyltransferase PMT3. The record is from RefSeq and is a predicted model, not a curated record. Gene Ontology annotation, molecular function: methyltransferase activity. NCBI's taxonomy places the organism in Eukaryota, Viridiplantae, Streptophyta, Magnoliopsida, Brassicales, Brassicaceae. Gene Ontology annotation, cellular component: endosome; cytoplasm; trans-Golgi network.
CUUUCUCCUUCAUUCCCAUUUCCACUAUAUAAGAAGAAGAGAAGAAAGUUCGUCUCUUUCUUAAUUUAGAAGAUAGACAGAGUACAAGCAACCGAACCCAUCAUCAUUUCGUUAGAGCACCUCCAACAGAGGUUUAUGUGAGGUUCGUCGAUGGGGUUCAUAGCCUAUUUUGGAAUUAAAAUAAAAAAAAUUUAAUAAGAAUGAAGAAUCGCAGAGAGUUUGAAAAACCUCAGCUGGUGAACCUCACUUGCAGACGUGGCGAAUUUCGUACCCUCUAUCCUUCUUGAAAAAAAAAUUCAUUUCCUCUUUUGUUUUUCACUCUCUCUCCUCUCUCUUCUUCAAAAUUUUAUUAAUUUAAUAUUUGGGUUGAACCCCAUAGAGAGUUCACCAUUGAAGGUGUUCUUAGAUCCGAGUCUUUCUACUUCUUUCUCUUUCUAUCCAAUACACUCCACUCUGGAUUUUCCCGCGAUAUGUCACUGUCUCUUUCAAAUCUAGGAGCUACUCUUGUGUGAGCAAUGAAGGGAAGAUCAGAUGGAGGGAAAAAGAAACGUGUGAUUGCUUUCGUCUGCGUUGCAGCAUUAGUUCUUGUUUUCGUUUAUCUCUUCUACGGCUCCUCUGAUCAUAGAGCAUCAGCUAUUGAGUACGGGAGAAAACUAGGCUUAGGUGGUGAUGAAGAUGAGACCAUACAGGAUGAUACUUCCAGCUCGUUUGGUCUUGAUGAUGGUUUCACGCCGAGAAGUUUUUCUGUGUGUGAUGAUCGGCAUUCAGAGCUUAUUCCUUGCAUAGACAGGAAUCUCAUAUACCAAAUGAGACUGAAGCUGUAUUUGUCGUUGAUGGAGCAUUAUGAACGCCAUUGUCCUCCUUUUGAAAGACGAUUCAAUUGCUUAAUUCCUCCUCCUAAUGGAUAUAAGAUUCCAAUUAAAUGGCCAAAACGUAGAGACGAAGUGUGGAAAGUGAACAUACCUCAUACUCACCUUGCACAUGAGAAGUCUGACCAAAUGAUGGUUGUCAAAGGAGACAAAAUUAAUUUCCCUGGUGGUGGCACAAAUUUUCACUAUGGGGCUGAUAAGUACAUUGCUUCCAUGGCUAAUAUGCUAAACUUUCCGAACAACGUUUUGAACAACGGUGGAAAUCUAAGGACAGUUUUUUAUGUUGGUUGUGGUGUUGAUAGCUUCGGUGGUUAUCUUCUAUCAUCAGAUAUCCUGGCUAUGUCAUUGGCUCCAAACGAUGUGCAUCAGAACCAAAAGUUUUCUCUUGAGAGAGGCAUUCCUGCCUCCCUCGGUGUUUUAGGGACAAAGAAGCUCCCAUACCCGAGCAGAUCUUUUGAACUUGCUCACUGUUCACGUUGCAGGAUCGAUUGGCUUCAAAGAGACGGGAUUCUUCUUCUUAAGCUAGACAGAGUGCUCAGACUUGGUGGUUAUUUUGCUUAUUCAUCUCCAGAGGCUUAUGCACAAGAUGAAGAAGACCUCAGGAUCUGGAGAGAAAUGAGUGCUCUUGUGGAGCAUAUGUGUUGGAAGAUAGCUGCAAAAAGAAAAAAAACUAUUUGGCAGAAACCUUUGACAAAUGAUUGUUAUCAUGAAAGAGAACCAGGAACUCAGCCUCCUCUUUGCCGUUCUGAUAAUGACCCUGAUGCUGUAUGGGGAGUAAACAUGGAAGCUUGCAUAACUCCUUACUCUGACCAUGACCACAAAACAAAGGGAAGUGGGUUAGCUCCAUGGGCGGCUCGGUUAACCUCUCCUCCUCCUAGGCUUGCUGAUUUUGGAUACUCAACUGGCAUGUUUGAGAAGAACACGGUAUAUUGGAGGCAGAGAGUAGAUAGUUAUUGGGAACUCUUGAGUCCUAGAAUCAAAGCUGAUACAGUGAGGAACAUAAUGGACAUGAAAGCAAGCAUGGGAUCAUUUGCUGCUGCUCUGAAAGAAGAUGUUUGGGUAAUGAAUGUUGUUCCCGAGGGCGGACCGAACACGCUUAAACUGAUAUAUGAUAGAGGUUUAAUGGGAGCGGUUCAUAGCUGGUGUGAAGCAUUCUCGACAUAUCCAAGAACCUAUGAUCUUCUCCAUGCUUGGGACAUUAUAUCAGAUACUAAGGAAAAAAGGUGUAGUGAAGUUGAUUUGUUACUUGAGAUGUAUCGAAUAUUGCGCCCAAGCGAAUUUGUAAUCAUAAGGGAUAGACAGAGAGUGGUGGAUUUGGUGAAGAAGUAUCUUAAGGCAUUGCAUUGGGAGGAAGUAGGAACCAACAUAGAUUCAGAUUCAGAUCAAGAUUCAGACAAUGUUGUAUUCAUUGUCCAGAAGAAGUUGUGGUUGACUAGUGAAAGCCUUAGAGAUAUGGAGUGACGAACCCACACGAGAUACAUAGACAUUACGACCGACGAGAGUAUACACCCAAGAAAGUUCUUUGUUGGAGAAACAUUAAUUUGUUGUUUUUCUUAUAAGAAUUGUUUCAUUUUUACAUU